Messenger RNA from Calliphora vicina (urban bluebottle blowfly), 501 nucleotides. RefSeq lists its product as uncharacterized. Bases 173 to 376 code for a protein of 67 amino acids. The transcript is spliced from 2 exons. Lineage: Eukaryota; Metazoa; Arthropoda; Insecta; Diptera; Calliphoridae. The record is from RefSeq and is a predicted model, not a curated record.
GCUAAUGAUUCUCAUUAUUUUUUACUAUAUUAUUUUGUGCUGUUAUACAAAAUAAUUCCUUGUAAAGGAUAAAGUUUCUGCGAACUUGAUUCAAUAUUCAACGAGUAGUUUAUAUUCAAAUAAAAAAUAAAAAUCAUACAUAUAUUAAAUAAAAACCACAACAACCACAAAAAUGCCAGCUGGACGUGUUGCCGGAAAAGCUGGUUAUUCCACCAACUAUUAUAAUGGACGCUCUUAUGUUGGCAUCAAUGAAGAGAUUAUGUGGGUCAGCAUUGGCAUGGGCAUUACCAUUGCUGUAUUGAUAACCAUAGCCCUGUGUUAUAUAGCACGCGAAAAAUGUCAAAAACGUCAAAGGGAAUACUAUGUGACAGCAUAGCUGGCUACAAUAUCUGUCAAACCAACGUUGGACUUGUCGGCGGUGGCGGCCACAGCAGCAGCAGCAUCAGCCGCAAAAACCACCUCUAUAGCCAAGUCAGCAAUAAGAGCUGAACCGAAAAGAAC